Molecule: messenger RNA, 2084 nt
Organism: Patella vulgata (common limpet)
Lineage: Eukaryota; Metazoa; Mollusca; Gastropoda; Patellidae
Product: mutS protein homolog 5-like
Exons: 12
Coding region: 483-1460 (325 amino acids)
Biological process (GO): chiasma assembly; mismatch repair
Cellular component (GO): nucleus
Molecular function (GO): ATP-dependent DNA damage sensor activity; mismatched DNA binding; ATP binding
Source: RefSeq, a predicted model, not a curated record
UAAACCAUGGUAUAACGAAGAUUGCAAAUCCACUCUUAAAAACCGUGAUUGUUUCCUCAGACGACUAAACAACCACCCUUUCAUGGACAAUAUUGCAGCAUACCAAAUGGUCGGAGCAAAGGCUCGUAGAACCAUACGUCAAGCAAAGAAAUCUUGAUGUCAAGGUUACGUCUCAAGGAUCAAUUCCUGUACCACAUCUAAGUCAGUAUGGGAUAGGAUUCAUAGAAUUAAAGAGCUUUGGGAUUCGCUAAAGCGAGCUCAGGACACUACAACUGGUCCAGAUGAAAUACACAACCAGAUUUUAAAACAUUUACCUUUGCCAACACUCUUAGUCUUGCUGGAUCUUUUUUAACCGGAUUUGGGUUGAUGGGAAUUUCCCUCCUUUGUGACAUGACGCCACAAUAAUUCCCAUCCCUAAACCAGAAUUAGAUAUUUUAUUGGGUGAUACACAAUGUGAAAUCAUUGAUCAUGAGACCAGUAUAAUGCACAGAUUACAGAAUACCAUCUUAGAGCAUUCUCAGGUCAUAUAUGAUGUCAUGGAAUAUACAGCAGAAUUAGAUUGUUUAAUGGCCCUAUCUACAUGCGCAAGAGAAUUUCGAUAUGUUCGUCCACAGAUGGUAAAAGAAGAUAUUAUUGAUGUACAAAGUGGAAGGCAUCCUGUACAGGAGAUAUGUUGUAGUCAAUUUGUACCUAAUGAUUACUGUAGUAAAAAUGGUGAAGGAAAGAUAAAGAUUUUAACUGGGCCUAAUGCUUGUGGUAAAAGUGUCUAUCUGAAACAGGUAGCUUUAAUAGUUUAUAUGUCUCAUAUUGGAAGUUUCGUACCAGCAGAAAGUGCUACCAUUGGUACUGUCGAUAGGAUUUUUACUCGGAUUAAAUCAUUAGAGAGUGUGUCCAUUGGUCUUUCAACAUUUAUGUUGGAUAUCAGUCAGAUGUCAGAAGCAUUAAAUUGUGCAACAAACAGAUCUUUAGUCAUGGUUGAUGAAUUUGGUAAAGGCACUGAAUCGAUUGAUGGCUUAUCAUUAUUAUGUUCUUCUUUACGCUAUUGGCAAGCUAUGGAGAAUUUAUGUCCACAUAUUUUAGUUUCUACUCACUUUCACAGUAUUAUACAUAGACAAAUACUGCCUCAGACACCCCAACUUAAAUUUCUGACCCUUGAUACACUGCAUAAUGGGGAAGAUCUUGUAUAUUUAUAUCAGAUUGUUGAAGGUCAUACCAGUUCUAGCUAUGCUAGUCAUGUUGCUGCUAAAGUUGGACUACCUCAAGAAAUAGUUAAACGAGGAAUUGAGGUAUCUGAUUUAUUGAGGAAGAAACAGCCAGUUCACAGAGUUGAUUCAGAAAGUACAGAAAACAAUUUCAAAAGGUGUCAAGCAAUUGUUUCCAAUUUCCUGGAACUAGAUUUGGACAACGAUGAUGUAGAAAAAUUCCUUAAAGAAUAUGUUUUAACUACAUACAAAGAUUAAAUAGUAGUUUUGAAACCACUUUCAUUAUACAGUUCCAAGGCAUCCUUUAUGUAAUUUUUUAUAAAAAUAAAUAAAAAAUAGUACCAAGGAAGAUGCAAAUGGAACAAAUGAGUAUUGUUUGAUAAAUUCCUGAAAAAGAAAAGACAUAGAAAGUUACAGGCAAUAACCACUAAGAACACAACAACUGUAAAUGUACACCAUUUUUCUCUGUGUACAAAGCCAUGCGAAACUGCCAUACUUAAAAUGAAAUUUGAAAUUCAAAGUAUAAUUCUUCCCAAUUUUUGAGUGACAUGUUAAUUUGGCAAUAAAAUUUUAUAAAUUCCUAAAGAAGGCUCUUACUUGAAUAACAGGAAACAAUAAAGAAACUAUAAAAGCAGACAAUGAAUUAAAGAAUAUAGCAACUGUCAUGGCUGAUGAUUUGGACUCCUGAGUAAACAUUUCAGCCACCAUAAACCAUGGUAUGGAGGCUGAAAAAAAUGGAAUGGGGUUGCUGAACACUUUAUUAACAAGGUUAAUUAGACUUAAUAUUUGAUCAUUUUAAAAAUUGGGUGUUUUUUUCACAGGAAUCUGACCUUCUAUUCGUAUAUAUAUGUAUACACCAUACUCAACUAGACAAUAUAUAAU